CAUAGGGGCGCCCUGCCACCGCUGCCUCUUGUCCACCGGAGCGGAGAUCCUGCCCCUCUGGUAAGAUCGAUCUGCUCCGUCCUCAUCCCGCCACCGGUCUCUCUCUCUCUCUCUCUCUCUCUCUGUCUCUCGGCUUCGGCUCUGGCUCUGGCUCUGGCUCCAUCUCCAUCCCUAACCCUAACCCUAGCCGCCGCCCCAAUCUCCUGGUAGCAGCUGUUACCUUGUUGAGACCCCAAAAAAGAAGAGAAGAGAAGCUCGAUUAACGCUAGCUAGCUCCCCUCCCAGAAGAACUCCGGCCAUCUCUUUGGACGGACAGCUGAUACAGCCAGGCCAGCCAUGGAUAAUAUCACCCAUAUUCUAAAAGAUGCUCAGGAUCCGGAUGACAACGUAAGGUUAGAAGCAGAAGCCAAACUCAAGCAGCUCGAGGAGCGUAAUCGUCCCAACUUCCUCCUAUGCUUAUCAGCAGAGCUCUCGAGGGAGGCAAGUCCACCCGAGUGCAGAUGCCUCGCUGGGACUAUCCUUAAGAAUUCAGUUGAAGGAAAGUAUUCUGAACAUAACAGCAUACUCAUCAAACAAUGGAUCAGCCUGGAUCCACGCAUCAAAACUGAGAUUAAGGAGUCAUUGCUGAUGACACUAGGAUCUUCGGCUCCUCAGGCAAGGCACGCAUCAUCACAGAUUAUUGGCAGGCUUGCAUACAUUGAGAUACCCUCCCGGGGAUGGCAGGACCUCAUUGGCAGAUUGCUGGGCAACAUGGCACAGCAGGGCGCAUCUCCUCCACCAAAGCAAGCAAUUCUAGAGGCGCUGGAGUAUGUGUUUGAGGAGGAGACCUUGAGGUUCGACAAGGAUACAAUUGAUGGUGUUCUGGACGCCGUCAUCCGUGCGACGAGUUUUCAAGUCCGUCUUGUGGCGGUUAAAGCUCUACGGAAUGUUCACAAGUUUGCUAACUUUGCAAAUGAUGAUGAUUGCAGAAAUCGUAUAAUGACUGCAAUCUGUGAUGCAGCUAAAUCCGAUGAAGCAGCGGAGGUCAAGCAUGCAGGAUUCGGCUGCCUUGCUGCGAUUGCAUCCAACUAUUAUAUGGAGUUAGAACCUUACAUGGAACCAUACUCAGCCUUACAACUCAGGCUUUGGACUUGGAAGGAGUUUGUCGAGGGUAACAUCAAAGUGGCAGAUUGGCGGAGUCGCAAGACAGCUAUUUCUGUACUAGGCGUUAUCCUUGAAGGGCCCUCUAUUAAGAAACUCGCUCCUGGUUGGUUGGUUGAUGGACGGGAUGGAAGACUCACACAUGGAGCUCUUGAUAAAAGACUUUUCACAAAUGAAGACUUUCCUCGCGUCAUGGCUGCGUUGUCAAAGAGUGGUAAAGAUGUUCCACAAGUGUCCAAGGAGGUCUAUGGAGCUAUAUAUUUUCUUGCCCGAGGUUAUGAUCAGUCAAUCUCAUCUGAGGUAGACCUUUCAAAAAAGAAAAUCUCAUCUGAGCUUUCACCUUUUCUUACUGGUGUUAUCGAUGCUCUCCUUUCUGCUUCGGAACUUGAUAAGAAGACCCCUUUGGGGCUUCCAGCAUCUGCAUCUGCUUAUGGCACAUUGAUUGAGGCUGUGAGAGUAAUCAACAUAUGGGAUUUGGAAGCUGUACUAGCUAUUAUAGUUUUAAUGCAUCGUAUCAUGAGAAGAUUAAACACCGCGCUUGAUGCCAAGGCAAUUUCAUCAGAUGACAAGACUAACAAGCACAAUCUUCAGGCGUUGUCGUGUGAUGUACUGCACGCCAUAAUCGAGAAACUCGGCAAUUCACUUCACGCGGACAAGGUUAGGGAGUCUGCUCCGUUUAUGUGUCUUCAGUUUUGCCGUGUCCUGACCUGCGACUGCUCUACUGCACGUGAUAAAGCAGCACUCGCCAUUGGUGCUCUCGCUCGUGCCGUCGGUCCAAAGUUUCUGGAUUGCAUGCCAAUAUUUUUGCAGUAUUACAGUGUGAAGCUAUUCUACCCAAUCUAUUUAGAGGUGAUUUGCACUAUCUUUCAUGCCUUGGGAGAUGAAAUCCUGCCAUGCUGUGAUUAUAUGAUGGGUGUUCUUUACAAAGGUCUCUCACAACCCAAGCUUAAACCUCAAAUUUUGGCAUGUUUUGGGGAGAUCGCUCUUGCUAUUGGCAAGAUUUUUGAGGACAAGUACCUGCAGGCUGUUAGGAAAAAGCUGAAAGAAGCUGCUAACCCAAGAUAUUAUGCCAAUGUUUUUGAUGAGGAUAAGGUCGAUUACGGUAUCCAGCUUAGACAGGGAAUAUGCAAGGCUUACUCUGGCAUACUGCGGGGUAUAAAGGACCCAAAAUCUGGGUUGAAGGUAGCAGCGGAUCUAGUUGAGUUCAUUGAAGCAGUCUCCAAGGACCAGAAGAGGGGUGGAAGGGUGACAUACGCUGCAGUUGAUGCGUGGGCUCAGUUUGGUUUGACGGUGGAGUCAUGGAAAAAGGGACUUAUUUCGGAUUUACAGAGGUAGUAAUAUGAUAUGAGGAACUCGAUUUGCUUCUUCUUUUUUGGCAUCUUGCCACAGAUGCAUGGAAGGACAGCAGCUUGAUGUGUGUGGCGUUGGUAGUAUGAUGUAUUUUGGUGGCAAUUGGAUGGACAGCCAAACUGAACUCAGUCUAGUGGUCGCUGUCGUUCAGCUAGUGCCCAGCUGAGCAGAGCAGAGUGGAUUAUUGUGAUUUUUAGG
Triticum aestivum (bread wheat) is the source of this 2688-nucleotide messenger RNA. Its product is annotated as importin subunit beta-1. Bases 337 to 2475 code for a protein of 712 amino acids. Gene Ontology annotation, biological process: protein import into nucleus. NCBI's taxonomy places the organism in Eukaryota, Viridiplantae, Streptophyta, Magnoliopsida, Poales, Poaceae. Gene Ontology annotation, molecular function: small GTPase binding. The record is from RefSeq and is a predicted model, not a curated record. The transcript is spliced from 5 exons.